Molecule: messenger RNA, 4112 nt
Organism: Oncorhynchus mykiss (rainbow trout)
Lineage: Eukaryota; Metazoa; Chordata; Actinopteri; Salmoniformes; Salmonidae
Product: collagen alpha-3(VI) chain
Molecular function (GO): extracellular matrix structural constituent conferring tensile strength
Source: RefSeq, a predicted model, not a curated record
UGUUUCUUCUGGAUGGAUCAGAUAACACCAGAAAAGAAUUCCCAGCAAUUCGUGAUUUCCUCCACAAAAUCAUUGAUAAUCUCAACGUGGAAGAAAACAAUGACAGAGUGGCUAUGGUACAAUUUAGUAACUUGGCAGUGGCACAUUUUUAUUUGAAUUCAUUUCUGAGAAAGGAUGAUAUGUUGAAAUCUGUGCGGGGGCUCUCACAUAAAGGAGGAAGACCCCUUAAUACUGGAGCAGCUCUGAAGUUUGUGAAAGAAAAUGUCUUUACAAGCUCCUCUGGGAGUAGAUACUUGGAGGGGGUGAAACAAAUACUCAUUCUGAUAAGUAGUGGACGGUCAAGAGACAAUGUGGAGGCACCAGCCUCUGCUCUCAAGGAACAUGGGGUCUUAGUGUUUGGAAUUGGAACAAGGAGCUCUGAUAGCAGAGAAUUACAGAAUAUUUCCUAUGACCCCAGUUAUGCUCUUUCCGUGUCUGAAUUUACUGACCUCCCCAACGUCCAGCAGCAGCUUCUUUCUGCUAUGAGCACUGUCAUUGUACAGGUCACAACCAUGACACCAACAGUAAAACCAACAAUUCUAGUUGAGAGUCAGGCUCCCAAGAGGGAUGUCGUGUUCUUGCUGGAUGGAUCUGAUGGCACUAGGAGUGGAUUCCCAGCAAUGCGGGACUUUGUUCAAAGAGUAGUGGAGACACUCGGUGUGGAUGAGAACAAAGAUCGCGUGGCUGUGGUCCAGUACAGUAGAGAUCCAGCCGCCCAAUUCUAUCUGAACACAUACACAACAAAAGGAGAGAUUCUCAACACUGUAAGAGGUCUGAGACACAAAGGUGGGAGACCUCUCAACACUGGAGCAGCUCUCCAGUAUGUGAGAGACAAUGUCUUGACUGCCUCCUCCGGAAGUCGACGCACUGAAGGUGUUCCACAGUUACUGAUUCUGCUGAGUGGUGGAAGGUCCUUUGACAAUGUUGACACUCCAGCUUCUGCUCUGAAGGAGCUUGGGGUCUUGAUCUUUGGAAUUGGAACAAGGAGCUCUGAUAGCAGAGAAUUGCAGAGGAUAUCACAUGAUCCCAGUUACGCUCUGUCUGUCUCUGACUUCACUGACCUUCCAAACAUCCAGCAGCAACUUCUGUCCUCGGUGGAGUCAGUUGUUAUUGACGUUACGCCAGAAUCGACAACAGAUUUAGUUCCUCAUGACACCUCCAGAAAGGAUGUGGUAUUCCUUGUGGAUGGUUCUGAUGGCACAAGGAAUGGAUUCCCAGCAAUGCGUGAUUUUGUUCAGAGAGUAGUGGGGAAACUCAAUGUGGGAGGAGACAAAGACCGCGUUUCUGUUGUCCAGUACGGUAGAGAUCAAGAAGUUCAUUUCUAUCUGAACACAUACACCACAAAGGAGGACAUUCUUAACACUGUGAGAAGUCUGAGGCACAGAGGAGGUAGACCCCUUAACACUGGGGCAGCCCUCCAAUACGUAAGGGACAACGUCCUUACUGCCUCCUCUGGAAGCAGAAGCCAAGAGGGCGUCCCUCAGAUGCUGAUACUGCUGAGUGGGGGAAGGUCCAGUGAUAAUGUUGACAUACCAGCUUCUGCCCUGAAAGACAGUGGGGUCUUGAUCUUUGGCAUUGGAACCAGAAAUUCCAGCAGAGAGGUUCAAGGGAUUGCCACUGAUCCUAGUUUUUCCCAGUCUGUUUCUGAAUUCACUGACCUCCCCAGCGUCCAGGAGCAGUUUUUCUCCACACUCAUAACUGUACAAGUUGAGGCCACACCCAAAACCCCAACAGUCACAGUGGACCAAAGCAUUGCCAGAAAGGAUGUAGUGUUCCUGCUGGAUGGUUCCGAUGGCACUAGGAAUGGCUUUCCAGCAAUGCGUGACUUUGUUCAAAGAGUGGUAGAGAAACUCACUGUGGAGGAGAACAGAGAUCGAGUCUCUGUGGUCCAGUAUAGCAGAGAAUCAGAGGCCCACUUCUAUCUGAACACUUACACAUCAAAGGAAGACGUUGUGAACACCGUAAGAGGCCUGAAGCACAAAGGAGGGAGACCCCUCAACACUGGGGCAGCUCUCCAGUAUGUCAGGGACAAUGUCUUUAUUGCCUCCUCUGGAAGUAGGCGACUUGAAGGUGUUCCACAGAUUCUGAUACUGCUGAAUGGUGGAAGGUCCUUUGACAAUGUAGAUACACCAGCGACUGAUCUCAAGGAGCUUGGUGUCUUGGUGUUUGGAAUUGGAACAAGGAGCUCUGAUAGCAGAGAAUUACAGAAAAUAUCCUACGACCCCAGUUAUGCUCUUUCCGUGUCUGAAUUUACUGACCUCCCCAACGUCCAGCAGCAGCUUCUUUCUGCUAUGAGCACUGUCAUUGUACAGGUCACAACCAUGACACCAACAGUAAAACCAACAAUUCUAGUUGAGAGUCAGGCUCCCAAGAGGGAUGUCGUGUUCUUGCUGGAUGGAUCUGAUGGCACUAGGAGUGGAUUCCCAGCAAUGCGGGACUUUGUUCAAAGAGUAGUGGAGACACUCGGUGUGGAUGAGAACAAAGAUCGCGUGGCUGUGGUCCAGUACAGUAGAGAUCCAGCCGCCCAAUUCUAUCUGAACACAUACACAACAAAAGGAGAGAUUCUCAACACUGUAAGAGGUCUGAGACACAAAGGUGGGAGACCUCUCAACACUGGAGCAGCUCUCCAGUAUGUGAGAGACAAUGUCUUGACUGCCUCCUCCGGAAGUCGACGCACUGAAGGUGUUCCACAGUUACUGAUUCUGCUGAGUGGUGGAAGGUCCUUUGACAAUGUUGACACUCCAGCUUCUGCUCUGAAGGAGCUUGGGGUCUUGAUCUUUGGAAUUGGAACAAGGAGCUCUGAUAGCAGAGAAUUGCAGAGGAUAUCACAUGAUCCCAGUUACGCUCUGUCUGUCUCUGACUUCACUGACCUUCCAAACAUCCAGCAGCAACUUCUGUCCUCGGUGGAGUCAGUUGUUAUUGACGUUACGCCAGAAUCGACAACAGAUUUAGUUCCUCAUGACACCUCCAGAAAGGAUGUGGUAUUCCUUGUGGAUGGUUCUGAUGGCACAAGGAAUGGAUUCCCAGCAAUGCGUGAUUUUGUUCAGAGAGUAGUGGGGAAACUCAAUGUGGGAGGAGACAAAGACCGCGUUUCUGUUGUCCAGUACGGUAGAGAUCAAGAAGUUCAUUUCUAUCUGAACACAUACACCACAAAGGAGGACAUUCUUAACACUGUGAGAAGUCUGAGGCACAGAGGAGGUAGACCCCUUAACACUGGGGCAGCCCUCCAAUACGUAAGGGACAACGUCCUUACUGCCUCCUCUGGAAGCAGAAGCCAAGAGGGCGUCCCUCAGAUGCUGAUACUGCUGAGUGGGGGAAGGUCCAGUGAUAAUGUUGACAUACCAGCUUCUGCCCUGAAAGACAGUGGGGUCUUGAUCUUUGGCAUUGGAACCAGAAAUUCCAGCAGAGAGGUUCAAGGGAUUGCCACUGAUCCUAGUUUUUCCCAGUCUGUUUCUGAAUUCACUGACCUCCCCAGCGUCCAGGAGCAGUUUUUCUCCACACUCAUAACUGUACAAGUUGAGGCCACACCCAAAACCCCAACAGUCACAGUGGACCAAAGCAUUGCCAGAAAGGAUGUAGUGUUCCUGCUGGAUGGUUCCGAUGGCACUAGGAAUGGCUUUCCAGCAAUGCGUGACUUUGUUCAAAGAGUGGUAGAGAAACUCACUGUGGAGGAGAACAGAGAUCGAGUCUCUGUGGUCCAGUAUAGCAGAGAAUCAGAGGCCCACUUCUAUCUGAACACUUACACAUCAAAGGAAGACGUUGUGAACACCGUAAGAGGCCUGAAGCACAAAGGAGGGAGACCCCUCAACACUGGGGCAGCUCUCCAGUAUGUCAGGGACAAUGUCUUUAUUGCCUCCUCUGGAAGUAGGCGACUUGAAGGUGUUCCACAGAUUCUGAUACUGCUGAAUGGUGGAAGGUCCUUUGACAAUGUAGAUACACCAGCGACUGAUCUCAAGGAGCUUGGUGUCUUGGUGUUUGGAAUUGGAACAAGGAACUCUGAUAGCAGAGAAUUACAGAAAAUAUCCUACGACCCCAGUUAUGCUCUUUCCGUCAGCAGCUUCUUUCUGCUAUGA